Molecule: messenger RNA, 2865 nt
Organism: Elaeis guineensis (African oil palm)
Lineage: Eukaryota; Viridiplantae; Streptophyta; Magnoliopsida; Arecales; Arecaceae
Source: RefSeq, a predicted model, not a curated record
AUAAAGGGGACAUGGUGGCCUUAGUCCUGCACAAUUUACCGCUUUCCUCUCGCUGUUCCCUAAGCUACGUCUAAAACGGCUCUGCCAGAAUCCAGAGCCCUUGAAAGAGGAAGAAAAACCCUAAUCUUUUUAUGCCCAUCUGCUUGGUCCCAAGAAGGCCUCACACUCUUCUCUAAUGACCAGAUAAAUGAGGAAGAAGAAAAAGACAAUGGAAGCAGGAGAGAGGGCGCAGUCCCACCGGAGCGGCGGCGGAGGACGGGGGAGCGAGCUCUUCAUCUGCUUCACCGGCCGUCAUUCAUCCUCCGCCACAUCCGCCUGCGCCGCCACCGCCAUGAGAACCCCCUCCUCCAAGUCCCUCCUCAGCCCCGGCCGCGGCCGGGACCCUGCGGCGCCAUCGCUGUCCGCGUCGCUGAGCAGACGCCUUCGGAGCAGCGGGAGCCUCAAGGGCGGCCAGUCCCCGAUGUUCCCCGCCGGGGUGGCGACAGGCGGCGGCGGUGGGAGGAGGAAGGGGUGCGCGUUCGAGGCCGCGGAGCCGUCGUCCCCCAAGGUGACGUGCAUCGGCCAGGUGAGGGUGAAGAGCAAGAAGAAGAAGGCCAAGGCGAAAGCGGCGGCGGCGAUGGCGAGGUCGAGAUCGAAGAGGGGAAGCAGAAAAGAAGCGAGCUUUAGGAGGACGGAGGAGUGCUUGCCGAGAAAGAGCGAGAGGUGGAUGUAUCAGCUGCCGGUGAGCAUCUGCGGGGCGUUGCGGUCUUUGGGAUCGGAGUUCAAUUGCUUCUUCCCAUGCGGAAGCUCACCUUGCUCUUCCUCGAGAACGGGGAAAGAGAAGAGAAAAGAAUGCGAAGAGAAGAGGACCACGAGCUCUUGUGGGCAAGUGCUCGCGAGGUGGCUGAUGGCGAUGCAGGAGGGGGAGGAGGGGAAGAGGGGGAAGGUGGUGGGUUUGGUGCUCGAAGAAAGGGGGAAAGGAGAGGUGGAUCUGGUGAUUGGAGAGAGGGAGAAGAGAGGAGUGGAGGGUUUGGAGCUGGAGGUGGCGAAUGGCAAUGGGAGGGAAAAGAAAGAUGAGGUUUUGGUGGUGCGAGACGAGGAGGAGGGGGAAGCGAGGGUAAAUGUGUGCAUUCCGCCGAGGAAUGCUCUGCUGCUGAUGAGGUGCAGGUCCGAUCCGGUCCGAAUGGCAGCGCUGGCUAACCGGUUUUGGGGUUCUCCAGCUACGAAGGUCGAAGUCGGAGAAGAAGAGGAGGAGGAGGAAGAGGAAGAAGAUGGCGCUGAAGUUGGGCAGCAUCUCUUCGGUCGUGUAGAAGUGGACAGAGAGGAGGCUGGAGCAGAGCGAGAUGAAGAAGCCGCCGCCGCUGCUAAAGUUGGUCCAGAAACAGGGGAAGUAGAUAAAGAGGAGGCAGAAGAAGAGAAAAUCUCCCAAGGUGCAACCUUGGAUGUAGGUCUUGAAGAAAUGGGAAGCUCAGCGGAGGAGGAGAAGCAACAGAGAUCUAGUGAAGAGAAGCAAGAAAAGGAAGGGUCUUCUGCCGACUCUGUUAAUGUUCAGAGGAACUCACCGAGGGAAGAAGCGGUGGAUGCUCAUUUUUUGCCGAAGUCGGAGGAGAUAGUGUUGAAAGAGGAGACCUUCUCGCCGGAAAGAGAAGAAGAAGAAGGAGAAGAAGGGGAAGAGGAGAAAGGCAGAAGGUCCAGCAGCUGCUCUUCUUCCAUGGGGAAGGCAGAGAGGAGAUCCCACAGCCACAAAUGUCUUUCGAGAGCAAAGGACGGAGGGGGGCGCUGCUCCUCUUCCAAAGACAAGCAAAGGAGGCGGCACAGCUUUUCCACGGACGGGGAUGUAAGGAGGCACAGCUACUCCAGCGAGAAAGAAGCGAGGAGAGCCAGCUUCUCCAUUGAACGUAGGAGAAGAUGGAGCUUCUCCAUCGACAAAGGAGACCUCAUUCCGGAAGAAGAGAAUGCCUUUCGUGAAGGGGAGGAGAAGAAGAAAGAAGAAGGUAGCUCAGCAGAGGGAGACGAAGCGAUGGAGACCGAGGCAAUAGAAAAGCCAGAGCCUGCAGAAGUGGGAGAAACCGAAGUAAAUGGAGAAGAAGGAAGAAUAGAAGAGGUGGAUGGCAAGGGAGAGGGAGGAGUUAAAGGUGAGGAGGCGGGGAAGAGGAGAGAGCUGCCGGACUGCCUUCUACUGAUGAUGUACGAGCCCAAGCUUUCAAUGGAGGUCUCCAAGGAGACGUGGGUGUGCAGCACCGAUUUCCUCCGGUGGCGCCCUCACCACCACCGCCAGCACCACCCAAAAGGGGGCGGAGCUGGUGAAGAAGAGAGAGCAAAGACCGAAAAGGUGGAGGGCAGCGAGGACAAGGGCGGUGACAGGAAGGACGUGACCGCACCCCCCGAGCCGGCGGUCCUCCAGGCGUCGCCGCCUCCUCCGCCACCGGCGCCGCCCACCGCGACGGCCGUCGAGCAGAAGUUGAUGAGCGCCGCCGCCGUGCCGAAGCCGGCGGCGUUUGGGCCGUUCGUGCUGACGCGGUGCAAGUCGGAGCCGAUGAGGUCGUCAGCCAGGCUGGCGCCGGACGCGUGCUUCUGGAAGGACCGACAUCGGCCCAUCGGCGCGGCCGGGAUCGGCUUCUGAGCCCAGCCGCCAAGCCUCUGGAUAUUUUGUCGGUUUGUGUGUAUACGGAACUAUGAAUGCUGGUGUUGAUGUGUUACUUGUGUGAUACACUGAAAUUAGCUUCCUGCUGUUGUUGUUGUUUCUCUUUGCGUAUAACUUGAAUAGCAAUAAUAAUUUGUUUGUCACUGGAGACCCCGUGUAGUCGAGCAAUGCUUUAGCUCCUCAUGAUCAUUGUUUAUGCUGAAAAGAUGAACGAAAAGAAACAAAAACAAGUUUUAUUUUGG